AUGUGGACAUUACUCAAGGUGGCGCUUCUCUGGACUCCUGUUUUAAUUAGGGGAUCUGCUGUGGAACUCAUCCUCAAUGCAGCAGCAGAAUCUUCACUUUCUGUGCUUAUAAUCCAGAAUGAUUACUGCCCGGACUCCUGGUUAAAGACAAUAUUUCGAAAUUUACAAAUUCCUUUAAUACUCAACUCAGCUGGCGGUUAUUAUCCCAAAAACCAGUACUUGGACAGAGCAUUACAUGUUAUUUGCUUGCCCGGACAUGAAGUGCAGCUGGAUCAGGAGCUUCUUCAGAAACUGGCCAUUUCUUUGGAGGAUUUCCCUAGCGAUAAGAAGGUAUUCUAUGUGGCCAACAGUUUGGCCAAUCGAACCAGAAUGGAAGCCCUACUGCAAACCAGCUACCAUCUGCGAAUUCCAAACCUAGUUGGACUCUUGGCUGCGGAUGAGCAUCUCUUCUACUACAGAUAUAAUCCAUAUCCUAGCUUCCGAACAGAGCAACGUCCUCUGCAGUUUUCGCCCAUCUUCGACCAGAGUUUUCCCAACAUGCAAGGUCAUCCACUGAUUGUGAUGCCCGACCAAUGGCUACCGCGUUCUAUUCUUUACUUGGACAGACGCACGGGUAAGCAGAUCCUAGCCGGAUCCGUGGGCCGCUUCAUCAACUUGCUGGCCUGGAAGCUCAACGCUACUCUGCAGCUUGCCCAGACGGUGACUCCCGGGCGCUUUCUCCAUGCCUCUGCCCUCCAGGAGCUGGGGAAGAGCCUGGCCAUAGACGUGCCGGCCAGUGUGUCGAUGUUGGAGCGAAGUGAGCAGUUGAUCCGCACCAGUUAUCCCCUGGAACUGACCCACAUCUGCCUGAUGAUCCCAGUGGCCAAAGAGAUUCCCCUGAAGGACAUAUACUUUCUUCUCAGCAGCGUUUCCAAUAUGCUUUUGGCCGUAGGAAUAGUUUUAGUCUAUGGAUUGGUUUUGAGCCUCCUCCGACAGUUGACAUCCACAGGCGAUGUCCACUUGGUGGACUUCCUGCUGAAUGAUAGAGCUUUACGUGGAGUACUGGGUCAGUCCUUCCCGAGAAGGGAUUGCUCCAGCCGGUGGAUAUAUCUCAUGCUGGGACUUGUGGGUCUUAAUGUGAGUAGUAUCUUUGAAGCGGCUCUUGAGACCAUGAUGGCGCAUCCUCCGCAAGAGUUUCAGGCCCGCAGUUUCGCUGAUCUACAGCGGACGAACAUUCCGUUGGUCACCACCGAAGAAGACUUGUACACGUUGGUGGAUCUGCAUCUGGCCUUGCUGGUGGUCAAUGUGAGUGAGUACCAUCACCUGAGGAACGGGAGAAACUCCAGCAGUGCCUACUUCGCCUCUCGAUUGCACUGGACUCUGUUCAGCGAGCAGCAGAAGCGCUUCAGGCGGGAACUCUUCAUUUACUCCAAGGACGCCUGCCUGUGGUCCUUGGCCCUGCUCUCGUUCCAGUGGCCGCAGAGCUCCUGCUUUGCCGAGCCCGUCAGCAAACUGAUCCUGGAGGUGAGGGCCAAUGGACUGUAUCAGUUCUGGGUGGGAAUGCAUCACUACGACAUGACGGAGGCGGGUUUGUCCAACAUGGAGGAUCCCAGUCUGCGAACUGAGGAGAAUACUGCACUGCGACUAAUGGAUCUGCAGUGGGUUUGGCUGGCCUACGGAACACUCCUAGCGAUUGCCUCGCUUAUGUUCCUGCUGGAAAUUAUCUGGUCUAGCAUCUCAUCUUAUAUUUCUGUUAUGUUUUACACAUUUAUUGGACAACUCUGA
Messenger RNA from Drosophila elegans, 1764 nucleotides. RefSeq lists its product as uncharacterized. The transcript has a single exon. Bases 1 to 1764 code for a protein of 587 amino acids. The record is from RefSeq and is a predicted model, not a curated record. NCBI's taxonomy places the organism in Eukaryota, Metazoa, Arthropoda, Insecta, Diptera, Drosophilidae.